Molecule: messenger RNA, 952 nt
Organism: Leptidea sinapis
Lineage: Eukaryota; Metazoa; Arthropoda; Insecta; Lepidoptera; Pieridae
Product: trypsin 3A1-like
Exons: 6
Coding region: 77-862 (261 amino acids)
Biological process (GO): proteolysis
Molecular function (GO): serine-type endopeptidase activity
Source: RefSeq, a predicted model, not a curated record
UUGUUUUUUUGUUGCUGCAUCUCCUUAUAAAAGUCGAAAACGCCAGUCUCAAUACAAUACUAUAUUGUAAAAGACGAUGAAGACACACAUUUUACUAUCAUUUGUGCUAAUUCUUCUCCAAAAUGAAUCUUACGGAGAAGAAGUCGAGCCUGGACCAGAAGAUGAUAAAAUUGUAGGCGGAUAUAAAACAAAUAUUAAAGAAUUUCCCCAUCAGGUAUUACUUAAUAUGAAAAAGGGCCAGGAAAGACACGUUUGUGGAGGAUCAAUACUUAGCGAAAAAUAUAUUUUAACAGCGGCGCAUUGUGUGUUUGGGUUCUCAAAUAUUACGGUGCGAGCAGGAAUGACGAAUAAAGAUGAAUCAGAGAAAGUUUCACCAAAGAUACCACUAAAAAGUUCUAAAUGUCAUCCUAAAUAUAACUCAAAAAAUUUUGACUACGACGCUUGCGUUCUUGAACUAGAGAAAACUUUAACUCUUAAUGGAAAAACAACAAAGGCCGUUACUCUCAUUGACAGUGGAAAAGAUAUACCUGCUGGAACUAAUGUUACCGUAGCUGGAUGGGGCUUUACAAGCGAUUACGGGCCACUAAGCAAUACUUUAUAUGCGACUUGGUUAGAAAUAAUCUCUUCCGCUAAGUGUUAUUUUAAAGUCACGCCAAGAAUGAUUUGUGCACUGAGGCCUAAAAGAGGACGAAAUGCUUGCAAUGGCGAUUCCGGCGGAGCACUUGUGAAUUCAGCAUCAAAAGAACAAUUGGGAAUUGUGUCGUGGGGGGCGCAUGAAUUUUGCACUGAUUACCCCGUCGUAUAUACUAAUAUAGCGAAUAAAGAAAUAAGGCAGUUUAUAAAAGAUCAUACAGGCAUUUAAAUAUAUAAUUGUAAACCUUGUUAACACAAGUACGGGAAUGAAGUGUUACGUUGACUUUUGAUUUCAAACAAAUAUAUUUUAAUAUCGCUU